Molecule: messenger RNA, 2209 nt
Organism: Trichoderma virens Gv29-8
Lineage: Eukaryota; Fungi; Ascomycota; Sordariomycetes; Hypocreales; Hypocreaceae
Exons: 4
Coding region: 28-1662 (544 amino acids)
Source: RefSeq, a predicted model, not a curated record
GAAAAGGCCAGGGCCUACAAGACACUCAUGGACAUGGUGCAGAACACGGAUGCCUCGGUAGUUCGACAGGUGGUUCGAGAAAACUGGCACAAGUGUCUGGUUGGGUCAGAUUAUCACUGUGGCUUUAUAGCAAAUGCCGCAAUCAGCUACUCCAAUCCUACAGUCCUUAGCCGAACUAUGCAAGAGCUUGGAGAAAAGGUGCUCAAGUCGUCAAAACGGGAGAUCGCCAACCACUUUCGCGGCGAGGAUCUUGACGAAAUAGCAGACCUCAUUGGUCCGAAACUCGGCAUACAGUUCCAAGACAGGGUCAUGGCCACGCGCUUGGAAACCAUCGGCGCGCAAGAUCUCAUCAACGCCUUAGCCAGAGCUGAGCGCCUUGGCUACCACAUCAAUGACGUCGUCAAGAAGAAACCCGGCUCGGGAGGCGAAAGUGUUAUCCCAUCUAUAUCUGCUCUGCUUACUUCGCUACCACCAAUGCCACCACACCAAAUGCAUGGCGGCGCCCCCCCACCUCCGAUGCCACCGCAUCUAGGUCCAGGACCCCCACAGCAGCCUGAGCUGCCACAUCGAGCACCGCAAAGUCAACACCCUAUCCCCAUUAUGCUAAAUGGGAAUAUCACUUUCCACCAGCCGAUUCCAAACCAAACAACCGGGAUAAUGUAUUGUGCAACCUGCCAUCGUCCUUGCAGCAGUGCAGAUGCCCUUAGCUAUCAUUCGAAAAAGGCCAAGUGCCAAAUCCCCAAGCCAUCCGGGACAAUUGGCGUAGAUACGUGCGUUCAUUGCGGCUCCCAAUUUGAAAGCCCAGGCGGCCUCGCAUAUCACACAAAGAGCAAUGUCUGUGGACAGCAUAGCGAAGAGACCAGAUUGCAUGUCAUGGAGCUAUUAAGACAAAGAGAGGCAUUACAGAAGAUGGCCCCAAAUCAGCCACCCAACAACCAUGGAGCUCCCAAUUAUCAUAUGACGCCCGGCCAGGCACCCAAUCCCGCGCCUGCUAUCAUCAAGUCAAGCGUAACCCCGAAUCGGAGAACGAUGAGCUCUGUGCCAAAUGCAAGCCCCUCAGUCAACGACCCCUACGCAAAGCUUUCGCCAGAUCAACGAAUAAAGUUUAAUGCAGAAAUGAAAUCAGUUGACGACUACUAUCUUGGCUUAAUGCGAGAAGCAGAGCAGUUGCGACCCGGGAAGCGUGAAGAGGAGUUGGCUAAGCUCAAGAAUCGAUACAAUACGAAACAGAGCAAUACCAGGAAGAAGUAUGGAAUCCGCCUCCGUGAGAGGCGUGCCAACGCAGAUGUGGAGCGCUCUUGGAAUGGUAGCUCACCCGAUUAUGCCCAUUCUGCGAAGAAGGCCCGCAUGGAUGAUGGGCACGCGAGGCAAGCUACGAAUCAAGUUGGGGAAUCGCCGCGUGCGAGAGUUCCCCUCUCUGAAAUGGGAGGGCUAUCGGCCUCCUCGGCUACUGCGGAACUGGUUGAUCCUACAGCAUCGUCGACGGGUUCUCGGCCACCAGCCCCAGCAUAUGGCCAAACAGCAGCACCUGUCCAAGGAGUUCCACAUGGGACAUACCAAGGGACACCUGAUGAUCCCAUGCAGAUUGAUGACGAUACUAGCACGGGCACGGGCACGGAUUCUGACGUCGUGGACAUCCCAGCCAGAAUCAAGCCGGUUUGAGACAAGGGGGAAUGCACUGGCCGAGAGCACCGAUCAUAUGGGUGAUGAGAAAACGUCGCUUUCAUUUGUUGGCUUGUUACAUAGGUGUGAUAUUGCUUCACCCGAGUCUUAAUCGGGAGGAGGGGGUCCGAGACAGAUCAUUGGCAUUUCGCAAUCAUUGCUUGGAAGCAUUUUCAGCAUCACCCAUCACGUUUUUUAUUUCUUGUUCUUUUUCUUUUUUUAUAUACCUCCAUCCGGAUAUGGGGAGUUUGGCAUCUUGAUAAGGCAUCUGCAGCGGCGCAUGGGUUCUUUUGCAUUGGUUUGCGUUACUUUGCUGCUCAGGCAUGUGGUUUCGGUAAAUCGUUUCAACAACCAAGGGACGGCAUGGCGUUUUAGAAGUUGAGGCGGAAGGAUUCAUGGUGGAAACGCGAACACGUAUCUGCAUAAGAUACUAAUGUGGUUUGGAGAGCAAUUUUGGGACAAAACCCCAUUAUGGACUAGAGGGCAAGGUAGACUACCAAACGCUCAUAGCGUAUGAUAUUUUGAAUGAAAACAAAGUUCAACCUGC